This is a messenger RNA of Asparagus officinalis (garden asparagus), 829 nucleotides long. RefSeq lists its product as uncharacterized. The annotation marks the transcript as partial. Lineage: Eukaryota; Viridiplantae; Streptophyta; Magnoliopsida; Asparagales; Asparagaceae. The transcript has a single exon. The record is from RefSeq and is a predicted model, not a curated record.
UCUACCAGCUCACCUCUCAGCAUUCACUUCAUUCACGUUUUACGUUAUGGUUUCCAUUCCUUUUAACUCUCUUGAACAGACUCCCAUCUCUUCCCACCUCUCCCUUUAUUUUCUUCCCAUGAGAGAUCUCUCUCUGUUCUUCCUGAAGAAUUCCUUUGCCUCCAAAAUGAGGAGAGCCAUUCGAAGCUCCUGUAACGGUAACAAAUCCGAUGCAGAUGUUUCCUGCAUCGCCGCUCAAUCUCUCUCUGGUUCUUACAUGGAGGAGGCGAGCAAUGUCAAAGGGAGUCCGAAAACACUUGAGGAGAUGUUACUGCAGUUGGACUUGGAGGAGGCAGCGGCGAGAAGAGCUAAGCUUGAGGGCUACGGUGAGAUCAACCGAAGGAUGUCUUGCGUGAACAACUCGGAUAUCUUGAGAUCAGCAAGGAACGCUCUGAAUCAGUACCCUCGGUUUUCCUUGGAUGGCAAGGACGCAAUGUAUAGAUCCUCCUUUCGCAACUUUGGCGAAGGAUGCAGGAAACCUAUGAAUGGUGGGAAGAAAGGGUAUGAGAUGGAUGUGGAGAGGAGUCUUCGAAUGCCCCCGACGGUGGCGGGAGAGUGCGUGGUUUGGUGCAAGCCCGGCGUCGUGGCGAAGCUGAUGGGUUUGGAUGCGGUUCCGGUCCCUGUGCCAGUGCCAGGGAGAAAUCGGCAUAGGAGGAGACUGAACCAGAACCCUGAUGUAAUAGCCAGGAGUAGGAAUUUGAGGAGACUGGGGAGGUAUGAGAUGGAGAAGGAUAGGGUUGCAAGGAACUUGAGCGGAUGCAGGGAGAGGCUGAGGAGGGAGAACUCGGCC